AUGUUUAGCUUUUCUAGCCAAGGUGUGUUUGGUGAACUCCCUCUGCAAGGUCCAUUCACCGGCAUCUUCCCGGCCCAGCUAACGGGUAUAUUCGACGAAUCCGUCUAUGAAACGAACGAUUUCCGAAUGUACUGUUACAAGAUCAAGCCCUGCUCCAGAACUCGAAGCCAUGACUGGACACUCUGCCCCUUUGCACACAACGGGGAGAAGGCGCGGCGGCGUGAUCCACGGAGGUACAACUACGCCGCCAUCGCCUGCCCGGACUUCAAGAACGGUGAGUGCAUGAAGGGGGACGCGUGUCCAUAUGCACACGGAGUUUUCGAGUACUGGCUGCACCCGGGGAAGUACCGGACGCGCCUGUGCAAUGCUGGCAAGUUCUGCCAACGGAAGGUCUGCUUCUUCGCCCACUCACCGGAGGAGCUCCGGGGUGAGACUAAGUACAAGUCUCACUAUGUUGUCCGACCCGUUCCCGUCACAAAUUUAAUCGGGUUGGAGGGUGGAGAAGGAGCGUCAACUUCGGCUGUGGGGACACCUCCGGCUCCGGUGGCUGACCCUCCAACUGGUGGCAGUGAUUGGAGUUGUGAAUUCCUGAGCCGCCUGAGGAGUCUGAAAAUAAGGGAGGAAGAGGAGGAGAGGCCGAAGGAUUCGGGUUGGGACCAGUCGGAUUCGGAUUAUCCGGAUAUCGAUUGGGUUGCGGAUCUUGUGGAGUGA
Cornus florida is the source of this 711-nucleotide messenger RNA. Its product is annotated as zinc finger CCCH domain-containing protein 54. The transcript has a single exon. The record is from RefSeq and is a predicted model, not a curated record. Lineage: Eukaryota; Viridiplantae; Streptophyta; Magnoliopsida; Cornales; Cornaceae. Bases 1 to 711 code for a protein of 236 amino acids. Gene Ontology annotation, molecular function: metal ion binding.